AUGGCUCUUCCAUAUCUCAAGUCCAUUGAGGACUGCGGCGAGUACGCAAGGGCUGUUGAGCCGUAUAUUCCCCAGCUUUAUGCUCUCCCUCGGCAGUUUCUCGACAACAUCGCCAGCCCAGACGGGCUAAGGCAGUUGUAUGUUGACACGAACCCGCUCAUCUCAGGUUUCGCAAUCUCUGUCGCCCUUACUAUUCCCUUUCUCGUCGUCUCGGAGAUCAACAGAAACUACUCUCAGGUUGACCGCAUGUGGUCUAUUCUCCCCAAUCUUUACGUUGUCCAUCUUUCCAUCUGGGCACGUCUUGCUGGUGUCUCUUCUUCGCGAGUCGAUCUGGUUUCCUUGGCUACAACUCUUUGGAGUUGCCGUUUGACCUACAAUUACUGGCGCAAAGGUGGCUAUGAGAAGGGUUCUGAAGAUUAUCGAUGGGCCAUUCUGCAAAAAUAUGUGCCAAGACCCAUCUGGUUCAUCUUCAACGUCACGUUCAUCUCAUUCUACCAGAGCAUUUUGCUCUUCAGUUUCUCAUGCGUUCCCGCUUAUGCCAUCCUGCUCUCUACCAAGUUUGAGGAAAAUGUGACCCCUGCCGACAUCUUGUUCUUUCUCACCAUGGUCGGUCUAAUCUACAGCGAGUGGGUUAGCGAUGGUCAGCAAUGGGAUUUCCACGCGGCCAAGCACAGGUAUCAGGCCGAGGCCAAGGUUCCUCGGGAGUUCAGCUACACCCAAGCUGAUCUUGACCGAGGCUUCAACACCUCGGGACUCUGGGCGUACAGCAGACAUCCCAAUUUCGCCGCUGAGCAGCUUGUCUGGUUUGUCCUGUACCAGUGGAGCUGCUAUGCAACCAAGAACCUCUACAGCUACACACUUGCCGGUUCUGCCGCUUUGAUUAUGCUUUUCCAGGGUUCAACUUGGCUCACUGAGCUUAUCACAGUGGGAAAGUACUCCGAGUAUCCAAAGUACCAGAAGCAGGUUGGCAUGUUCUUGCCCAAGUCUCUUCAGCCAUACAAGACACCUCCACCCAAGGUCAUUCGAACCAGCGACCUUGCAAAGAACGAAAGCAAGAAGGAAGCUUAA
Messenger RNA from Fusarium pseudograminearum CS3096, 1068 nucleotides. RefSeq lists its product as uncharacterized. The transcript has 4 exons. Gene Ontology annotation, cellular component: membrane. The coding region runs from base 1 to 1068 and encodes 355 amino acids. NCBI's taxonomy places the organism in Eukaryota, Fungi, Ascomycota, Sordariomycetes, Hypocreales, Nectriaceae. The record is from RefSeq and is a predicted model, not a curated record.